Messenger RNA from Trichoderma reesei QM6a, 2433 nucleotides. RefSeq lists its product as uncharacterized. The coding region runs from base 1 to 2433 and encodes 810 amino acids. Lineage: Eukaryota; Fungi; Ascomycota; Sordariomycetes; Hypocreales; Hypocreaceae. The transcript is spliced from 2 exons. The record is from RefSeq and is a predicted model, not a curated record.
AUGACAGAGACAAGCGCCAGUUUCAAGGAGCUGAAGAAGCGGAAAUGCGUCCUGCAGCGGGAGCUGCGUCGACGCCAGGGGUUUCCGCGCCAUCGAAAGCGGUUCGACCACGACGAGGACGAGGAGCUAUUCCAAGAUUUUGUAGCAGCCGAGUGCGAGAAGAGGGAGCAGGAAUGCAGGGACAUUCAGCGCGAGUGUGACGAGAUUUACCAGCGGAAACUCCGUCAGCUGGCCCGCGAACGUGAUGAGCUAUACGAGCGGGAGCGCCAGAAAAUCGAUGUCCGCUACGAGGAGCUCUUCGACCGUGAGUACAAGCGGAUCGAGCGACAAAUUGACCAGCGAUCGCUGCAACAGCCUAUCAGGGAGAGGGAACCGACCAGAGAGAGAGACCGACUGCCGCAGAACCUCGCCCAGUACCUCAAGACCUGCCAUGCGCUGCAUAUGCGGUUCCAGAAGACACCCAGCCGGUCCCUCAUCACACAGAAGGAAGCGCUCAGCUGGGCGUUUCCGCGGCGAAUCAUUCCCUGGGACGGCUUUGCCAAGCUGCAAGAAAGCGUAUGGAGCCAGCUGCCGUCCGAGACGGAAUUCUGCACGGAGCAGCAAUUUCCUUCCAUUGAGCAGCUGGACAGCGUCAGGCGGACACUGACGCCGGUAAACAGCGAGGCGUCGCUGCAGCAUUUUGGACGCUACGCCAUCGAGAACGUGGUCCAGGAGUUGAUGGACAAGCUGUACGAGGACGGCCUGCUAUGGAACGGCCUCGGGCUCAGCGACGACGUGAAGGUGACGAUUGAGACGGACAAGGACCUCGGCCAGGUGUACGAGCCCAUGCUGGAGUCGUCGUGGCACAAGGACGCGGGCGAGCUGAAGCUGUCGAUGCGCAACUCUCACCGCAGGGCGAAGAGGGCCGGCAUCUGGGUCAACCGAUCGUGCGUAUAUCGUCACAGGGAGGAUCACGGAACGAAGACACCCAUAUUCGCCAUUGUGCAUCAGCUGCCGCACAGACUACAACUCGACGAGAUCAAGUGCGGUUUGGCCUCCGAGAUCCGACCCGAGCGAGACGUGAUUGACAAGGAGGGCGACGACUACACUUUUGCAUCGAGGACGCUGGUGGCGGCCACCGUCACGCAGCUCUAUUCGUACAUGAUCAGCAGAGACAUACAGUACGGGUGCGUCUGCACGGGCGAGGCGUUUAUCUUCUGCCGCAUCUCCGAGGACGAUCCUUGUACGAUAUACUGCACGCCGUGCGUGCCGGAGCGCGAGGUUCUCAACGACGACCCUACACGGCUUCAGCGGACGGCGGGUGCCCUCGUGUUUGGGCUGGUGCUGCAGGCUCUCCGCGCGAGGCCGCUUCCCGAGUCGUGGUGCGAGUCUAUCACGUAUAUGGACACCUGGACGAUGGGAUACGAUGACGUGUUGGAUAGAAUACGCAAGACGUGUACUUCAAGGCCACAGUCGCCGUCGUCAUUCAAGGUCUACCGCUGGCAAGGAUUCAAGCAAUCGCCCUUAUACAUUGAGAUGAAGACGACAGAGCCCAAGGAGAGCGAAAAGAUCCGGAGCUGGCUCGAUGAUGUACCAGGCCGAGACGGAGUCAUUCUCGAACUCGACCGAUGCCUCAGUGGUCCUCGACCCCCGUUGAUGGACCAGCCGUACUGCUCCCAGAGCUGCCUCCUCGGUCUGGUACAGGGGACAGCCCCCGAUCUUCACUGCCCCAACGCCGAGUUUCACGGACCGGCUCACCUCGACUACAGCGACUUCAUGCGCCUCCUCCUGAGACAGCUCGACAGCAGAGAAGGACAGGAUCCCGACUGCGUCCAGUUGCGGAUUGGCAACACCUUCCGAUCGCCCCUCAAGGUGAGGCUGACGUCGCAUGGCUACACGUUUAUCGCAAAGGGCGGCAAGAGCUCCGCUAGUAUGUGGAUGGAAAAGUCCGUCUACGACCAUAUGGUAGGGCUGCAGGGUGACUGCGUGCCCGUUUGUCUUGGCCUGCUUGAUAUGGGACGGCCGUGGCGGUACAGCGAAAAUCCUUGGAAGGAAUUGCUGCUUCUGAGCUGGGGCGGACGGCCGUUUCUGAGCUGCUACCGGCAAGUUGACAAGGAAAUGAUUGCCAAGAUGGCGGACAAUGCGUUGAACGCGAUCCACAAGCUGGGCGUCGUGUACAACGGAGGGCUGUCGGCGAGCAAUUUCCUGUUUGACCGGUCGCGGGAGAGCGUGAUGCUGGUCGACUUUGAGGAGGCAUCGCUGGACUUUUGCAAGACGCCGGCGGUGAUGGGGGACUGGCAGACGAGGAAGCGGAAGCGGUAUCUGUGGCAGGAGGAGGUGCGGCACCAGUUCAUGAUGGACUCGAGCGUGGCGAUGGCGACGAUUCGGAGUGCGCAGCGGCAGAGCGGCGGGCGGUUUGGGGAUGAUGAGAGUGACGUUGACGAUUCGGUAUGA